Eruca vesicaria subsp. sativa (arugula) is the source of this 2571-nucleotide messenger RNA. The record is from the annotation of a GenBank genome assembly. NCBI's taxonomy places the organism in Eukaryota, Viridiplantae, Streptophyta, Magnoliopsida, Brassicales, Brassicaceae.
AUGGAGAGUCAUCAAGGAUACUUAUGGGCAUUGAUAUUCAACAUUUUUGCCCUCUUACACCUCGUCCGUGCUCAGAGUACCGAAGGAUUUAUCAGCUUGGACUGCGGUUUACCCGCUAAAGAGUCUCCUUAUACCGAUCAAAAAACAGGAUUGGUAUUCUCAUCUGAUGCGGAGUUUAUCUCGAGUGGUCAAAGUGGUAAAGUCCGAAAAAAUUAUACAGGGGACUACAAGCCACAUAAUGUCUUAAGAUAUUUUCCUGACGGGGUGCGAAAUUGCUAUGAUAUAAGAGUGAAGCAAGGCACUAACUACCUUAUCAGAGCUGAGUUCGUUUAUGGAAAUUAUGAUGGCCUUAAUGUUAUGCCCAGAUUUUAUCUCUAUAUAGGGCCUAAUAUAUUCGCAGUAGUGGGAGAAUACGAUCGCUAUCCAGGGGAGGAGCUCAUUCAUAUGACAAAGUCAAACUCUUUGCAGAUUUGUCUUGUCAAAAAUGGAGCAACUAUACCUUUCAUAUCGAGCUUGGAGUUACGACCUCUGGCAAGUGAUUCUUAUAGUACACAAUCAGAUUCUUUGAAGCUCAUUUCACGAGGGAGUAUGGUGGAUGAAGGUCACACAAUACGGUAUCCUGAUGAUGUCUAUGAUCGUAAAUGGUCUUAUACUGAUCCUGAUACCCGUGUACAAAAAUUAGAGACAACUCUUACCGUGAAUUCUUCUAAUCCAUAUAAAAUACCACAGCCUGUCAUUAAACUGGGGUUUACAUUCAUAAACGAAAGUGAACCAGUACGGCUUUUACAUUUCAAUGAAGAUUUUGGUGACAACUACUAUUUUUAUCUUCACUUUGCUGAGAUAAAAACCCUAGAAGCAAGCGAUACCAGGGAAUUUACAAUUAUAUGGAAUGCAAACACCCCAAACCCGGUUUAUAGUCCUAAGAUGUUUCACUUAGAAACCAUAUUAAUUAAUGCAUCAACGAAGCAAUGCUAUCAAGGAGAGUGCGAAUUGCAGUUAGUGAGAACUCCGGAGUCAACUCUUCCACCAUUGAUUAACGCUUAUGAGGCGUUUAGGGCUGUGGUUGUUGCUAUCAAGAGUAUCCAAACCGCUUAUCAGCUGAAAGUAAUCAGUUGGCAAGGAGAUCCAUGUGUCCCUCAAGAGUUUAAGUGGGAUUAUGUGGAUUGCAGUUAUACUGAUAAGUCUACUCCCCCAAGAAUCAUUUCUCUGGACUUGUCCAAACGUGGGUUGAAAGGGAGUAUAGCGCCCGCGCUACAAAAUUUGACCCAGCUACAAAAACUGGACUUAUCAAGUAACAGUUUAUCUGGAGAAGUACCCGAGUUUCUUGCCAACAUGAAAUCAUUGUCAACCAUAAACUUGAGUGGGAACAAUCUUAAAGGUCUAAUUCCCCAAGCCCUUCUCGAUAAAGAAAAGAAUGGUCUGACGCUAAAUGUUCAAGGAAACCGAAAGCUUUGUUUCACUGAUAAAUGCAAAAAUAAAACUACUGUAAUUGUGAUUGUAUCGAUUGCUGCUGGGAUCCUUGUUGUAGCUAUGAUACUUCUCUAUUUUGCCAUAAAAAGGAAAAGGAUGUCAAAAGCAAUUAACAAAUCAGCGAUUUUACCCAAGCAAAGGAGGUUUACUCAUUCAGAAGUCGAAGUAAUGACAUAUAAGUUUAGAAAAAACAUUGGAGAAGGAGGGUUUGGAACUGUGUAUCAUGGUUUUCUGACAGAUAUGGAACAAGUAGCUGUGAAAGUGCUCUCACAAUCAUCAAUUCAAGGCUACAAGCAAUUUAAGGCAGAGGUUGAGCUGCUUUUGAGGGUUCACCACACAAAUCUGAUAAGCCUGGUUGGCUAUUGUGAUGAAGACGAUCACUUGGCUUUAAUCUAUGAGUAUGCAGCCAACGGGGACUUAAAACAAUAUCUUUCAGGAGAGUCGACAUCUGGUUCUUUAAACUGGGCAAGUAGACUUAAAAUCAUGACUGAGACUGCACAAGGAUUAGAAUACUUACAUAUUGGAAGUGAGCCUCGAAUGAUUCACAGAGAUGUUAAAACGACGAAUAUACUUCUAGAUGAGAAUUUUCAAGCGAAACUCGCUGAUUUUGGUCUCUCUAGAUCUUUUCCAAAUGGGGUUGAAACUCAUGUGUCAACAAAUGUUGCUGGUACUCCAGGAUAUCUUGACCCUGAAUAUUAUCGUACAAAUUGGCUAACUGAGAAGAGUGACGUAUACAGCUUGGGGAUUGUAUUGUUAGAGAUUAUCACAAACUGUCCUGUGAUACAGCAAACACGAGAAAAGCCUCACAUAGCAGAAUGGGUGGGGCUCAUGCUUACCAAGGGAGAUAUUGCAAGCAUUAUGGAUCCAAAUCUGAAGGGAGACUAUGACUCACGUUCUGUUUGGAGGGCUGUUGAGCUAGCUAUGUCAUGUGUGAACCCCUCUUCGGCUGCAAGACCAAAUAUGUCUCAGGUUAUUAGUGCACUUAAAGAGUGUAUAAUGUAUGAGAACUCAAAUAAAGGAGGAAGAUCAGACCUGGACUCAAAUAGUUCCCCUGAAUUAAGCUUCACAUGUGCUCCCGAAGUGACCCCCGAUGCACGGUAA